CGAGAAUCCAAGAUGGCGCACUCAGGUAUUUCUGCUGGUGCGAAGGGAAGACUUGUUGCUGUGAUAGGAGACGAGGACACUUGCACUGGUUUUCUAUUGGGAGGAAUAGGAGAAAUUAACGCCAAGAGACAGAAAAAUUUCCUGGUUGUGACUAAAGAAACUUCAGUUAGUGAACUUGAAGAAGCCUUUCAGCAGUUUACAAAUAGAAGUGAUAUUGCCAUUCUUUUGAUCAAUCAAAAUAUUGCUGAGGAGAUCAGGCAUAUUCUUGAUAAUUAUGAUAAAGCUAUUCCAGCUAUUCUUGAGAUUCCAUCCAAGGAGCAUCCAUAUGACCCAUCUAAGGACUCAAUAUUAAGAAGAGCAAAGGGUUUAUUCAGUGCAGAGGACUUCAAGUAGUUAUCCUGAAAUGCUGCUUACAAGAACCAGUUAUGAAGAGAAUGAAUUAGGAAAAUUUGUGGAAAACUUAAUUGUUAUUUAACUAUCAAUAAUCUUAUUAUUUUGAUGGGAAGCUUGGAAUUUGUACCUCUAAAAAGGUACAGUUUCUGAAUGGUGUGAAAAUAUCAGUUAGAUGGAUCUCAGUCAAAGUAUAUUGCAAUAACUCUAGGAAUGGAAUACUUACUGAUGGACUAACACCUUUGGCUGAAAAUGCAAGACCUAAAUAGGAAACGGGAAAGAAAAUCUGAGAGUAAAACAAUCAGAAACAGCAGAAAACAGAUGAAAAUGAGAGAUCAUGAACAGACUGUCAAAGAUAUGCAGUGUUUCUUAUACCAGUCCCAAUAAGUGUUCAGUGAAAACUUAACGGUUUAACUCCCUUGAGUUGCUGAGACAAAAAUUGCGCUUAGAAUACCAAUACACUGUCAAGUACACAAUUGAUGAGAAUAAAGAAAUUUAUCAAUA
This is a messenger RNA of Pocillopora verrucosa, 894 nucleotides long. Its product is annotated as V-type proton ATPase subunit F. Gene Ontology annotation, biological process: proton transmembrane transport. Gene Ontology annotation, molecular function: proton-transporting ATPase activity, rotational mechanism. The record is from RefSeq and is a predicted model, not a curated record. Gene Ontology annotation, cellular component: proton-transporting V-type ATPase, V1 domain; membrane. NCBI's taxonomy places the organism in Eukaryota, Metazoa, Cnidaria, Anthozoa, Scleractinia, Pocilloporidae.